UUAUCCCUCUUCAAUUUUGAAAUAAAUUAUUUUGUUUAACUCAAAAUCGCAAACAUAGGUCAAACAUAUAUUGUUUAUGUAUAUGGGGUCGAAGAAAUGACGAUAAGACCGUAUUAAAAGGAAUUCGGCAUAUUUUAAUACAAUUUAAUUACGCAAGAACCUAGUAAAAUCUAGCGUCCGCGUACAUGAUAAGAAGAUUUGUGUAUGACAACUAAACAAUAUCACGACUUUGUAAAGAGAUAUUUAAAAAAGAACUUGUAAAAUACAUGUAUAUUUUAAUAUAUGAUAUAUUCCGAAAUAUUCCGACCUGCUGACAUACCUUCUAUUUGCAAUAUUAUUUAUUUGUUCUGUUCCUUUGUAGAAAAAAGCAAAGUGAUAGGCGCGCAACAGAAAUGCGUGCAAAUUUACAUCGCAUCCCCAACUGUUCAAAGUUGGAUGACCUUGAUCAAGGACUUUUUAAAUGGAACGAUUGAAAAAGCUUUCCGUCCGAUCCAAACGCACUUGAGAACACGUUAUGGGUGUGAAAAUCUUAUCUUAAAGUUCGAAUUAAACGAGGAACACUUCGCUAAAUGUGCUAAUUCUAUAAUUGACAUUUUGCAUCAAAUAGUUGUCAAUCAGGAAAGAGAAGCGCAUGUUCUUCCAAAAGUAUUUGCAGCAGACGAACUUAAAGAUGAGAUAGACGAAACAAUGACAAGUCAAUUUCAAGCAUUACAUUUAGGAAUGGUUAACGAUUCCGUCACAAAAAAUCCGGCGGCGAACAAAGAGGCAACUAUUGUUUCCGAUGCGCUCGUUGACGAUCAAGUUACCAAUGAACCUGAUGGGGACACAGCCAUAACUUCCUCUUCCACUGCUGAUGACAUAUGUCGAAGAGUCAUGAACAGGGCUCACAAAAAGAUAUUUGAGAGGAUGGACCCACAAAGAAUGCUGGAAAAACAUAACAUUGCCAUUGAGGCACUUGAACAUGCAAAGGCUGCCCAGAUAGAACUGCAAGAGCGUCUGACAGCAGAAGAGCAGAAGUCCGUCCACGCCACCACCAAGUUGGAGGAAAAGCGUGCAGCAACUCAGAGACUAGAAACGCAGAAAAUUGAGAAUUUAGAAAAGCAAGUUGAAGAAACAAAAUCCCGACUAGUAGACGCCCAAAGCAACCACGACUCCAUGACAAAAGACCGCGACCUUCUUCAGCGGGAGGUGAAGAUGCUUCGCGAGUCGACGCAACAGUUUGGUAUCCAGGCAACACACACAGAGACGCUAAAACAGCAAGUGGAUCAGCUUCGGCGCGAGCUUGAGCUCAUGCGGACCUCAGAGGAGCAGAAACAGCACGUGGACAUGAUAUGCUAUCUUGAGAACUACGUCAGCAAAUUGGAACUGGAUAACCGAGAACUGGCAAACAAGCUGCAGAAGAUAAUGGUGAAACUGGAGCAGGUAGAAGACUUGGUGAAGCAGGGCGUCUGGCAGCUCACACAGGUUGAGUCUGACCUUCAGACAGCUAACAAGCGUAUCGAUGACCUCAGUGAUGAGUUGCCGAAUAAGAAUAGCCAGCUUAUGAAGCUUGAGGCAGACAAGGUCGGACAGUCGAAACCGACGGAAAAUCGCAGCCUUCUCGAUAAGAUAAAACAAAGUGGCAAGAGAGCGUACUGCCAUUUCAAGAAUGUUCUUCACGAAACCGGUCAGACAAACAUACUACAGGAAAAUGAGCUAGUGACAGUGAGAAAUCCUGCACAACUUGGUGAAGGGGGGCAUAUAAUAACCCACGCAGUACAACGGAUGGAAACGGAAGAACAACCAGAACCACCUGCACAAACUAUGCCAAAUAGAGAACAAAGUCAGUUGGGCGAUUUGACUCGCUCAGUUACUUUUGUCACAACCAUACCAAAUGACUUGCAUGACGGGAGGCUCAUUGAGCUGAGCAAUAACAUGGUUCAACAGUUGAAGAGGAUGGCGGUUGAUAAACCACAGGGCUUUUUUGGAAAAGUGUACAUAUCUAAACAGAGAGUUCCAGGAUUUAACAUCCCAGUUGUAUUAAAAGAAAUCAAGUUGCUACAUCAAGAAGGGAACGAGUCUCACACGCACGAACUCGGAUCAGUUAUAAAUGAAAAGAUUGCAUCACGCUUGAUGCAUUUCGGAAUCGUCCCUUUACUGGCGUAUCAUGAUGAUCAUUUAAAUCGGAAGUAUUAUUUUAUAUCGCCUUAUCUUGAGAAUGGAGACCUGUAUGAAGCAAUUGCCGCGGACAGAGUUUGUGAAAAAAACGAUAUUCGCCUUCGUUGUUCAACCAGGAUAAAAAUCAUGUAUCAGAUCGCUUGUGCUAUAGACUUUAUACACACCGGAAAUACAUUCAGGAGAACAGUGUUGCAUAUGGAUAUUAAGUCCAAAAAAAUUGUCCUGGAUAACUACUUCAACGCAAGAUUGAUUGACUUUGGAUUCUCAAGAGAAUUUAACGAAGAUGAUGCUACGUCGAUUAUUGUGUCCGAUGCAGGUCCGAUUCCACACAAUUAUUGUAUGCCUACAAAAAACCAUGAUUAUCAUAGCUUUGGAGUAGUUGUGAUCGAGUUGAUUACUGGUCUUUGUGCGUUUUCGAAAGAGGGCGGGAUUGAACUUCGAUAUUGGUUGGAAAGCUUGAUUGAACACAAGCAACAGGUCUCAGUUUGGAAAAAUAAUGAAGUUGUAAAUAAUUUAGCUAAAAUAGCAGUUAAGUGUGUUGCAAGCGUAAAACAGUCUUCAAUCAACUCAGAACAAAUAAGGAAUGAUUUAAAGACCAUAUGCAGAAAACAAUCAGCUCCGGAAUGGGAAUCAGCUGCGAAAACCGAAAACGUGGACAGAGAUAUUCGGUGCGAAAUAUGUUUGGUCAAUGAAGUAAUGAAAGUCGGAUUUGACGGUCAUGACAAUAAUUCACCAGUACAAGCAGCUUGUAAGAGGCGGAUCCGCAUUUGUUGCUCAUGUAUGAGGAAUUCAUACAUCAAUCCAGUCAAGUGUCAUACAUGCGGAGAAACAAUUCAGUCUUUCAAUGCCAACUGGGGAGCCAUACUGGUUGCUGGGUAUGAUGAAGAAGUCGGGCAUGUUUUCCAAAAUGACAUCAAACAAUUUGAGGAAGUCAUAACAUCGAAAGUACUGCCAGCAAUGUGUAUAAAUCCACAAAAUGUCAUAACUCUGGCUGAAGACAUGAAGGGCAUUAAAGCUGAUGAACAACUUGAUCAGGCAUUUGAUGAUCUUUCCAAAAAAGAUAUUCAAACAUUAUUGUUCGUGUACUCUGGACACAACGAUGAAAAUGGCUUUCAACUUGGUCCGAAUGUGAAUUACCAUUUGGAUAAAGUAAGCUUGAGAUUAAACAAAUGGAACGAAGAAAACCCCCACUUUGGAAAAGUGAUUGCCUUUCUGGACUGCUGUUUUGCUAAAAAAAUGAAUCUGAAUAGUUCGCUCAAGCUUAUUCAGUUUAAUGCUAUCUCUCCAACAACGCCUGCAGAUUUGAAAACAACAGAGGGCAGCUCAUUGUUAAAUUACGUUAUUCAGGCAUUCACGGCAAGAGCAAAUGGUAAAAUCUGUAAAAUGAAGAAUUGUAAAUGUCACGAGCAUAUCCGGGGCAACUUUAUUACUCUUCACAAUUUGUGGGACUACCUUAAUGAACAUAUUCAACUUCAGAGCGAACCAAGUUUAGAAGAGCCGUAUAUGUAUGCAGCAAACAUUAAAUUGCGAGACACACUCUUAGCCUAUAAUUGCGAUUUUGAAGUGAAGUUUGAAUUCACAAUUAAGUGGCUUGAGACGGAAGAAUGGAAAAUAUAUGUGCACCCUAUGGAAUUCAACGAAUUUGAAAUACUUAAAUUGAUUCUUGCUAAAGACAUCUUAAGAUACGUGUAUAAUAUCAAUCCAGGGAUCUACUACAGGGAUUUACUGUCUAAAUUUGCCGAAAUCAUCAGUUUAGAAAUUAACACCGGGCCAAUGACCACGGAUGUGCAAGAGAUUGACAACAUCCAACUGCUUUUGUUAUAUUGGAACUCUAAACGUCAGUUGCGAUGUCUUGCCCGUCCGCUACCCGACGUAAACGUGGAUAAGCCAGUUGGGCGGUGCGUCAAAAAUGUCCCUGACAUACAAGCUUUACACCGGGAUAUUCUUCAGAAAUGCAAUAUAACGGAAAAUCAGUUGACACUUUCUAACCUUCGGCAAUAUAAGCAACGGCUUGAAAAGAAAUUUAAGGCUACAAGACAAUAUUAUGAGUAUAUGUUGGUUGUGGACAUGAUAAUUGAUCACGCAGCAACACAGCUUCAAGACACACGUUUGAGAAUUUCCUUCUUUGAUCUGGCAACGGACUUCACACUGGUCCACAUGAACCUAGUAAAGACCACUGACGUUCAGUAAGUUGCACCGCGGUAAAAGAGACUAUAAUACCACGUUCGGUUAUUGACUCGAGUUAUGAGCUGACUUUACAUGAAAUUGAUGUAAAUGUGCAAUUUUAAUUUAUUUUAAGGGUUCUGUGUUUACAUUUAAGAGCAAACAUGCUGACAGAAAACGUUUGCAAAUAAAUGAUGAAACGUUUUAUAAAAUUGCAUGUCUACAUGUUCUUUGAUAUAUAUCAAAAUUUGCAUAGAUCAGGUUAUAUCAGGUAAAACCUUAGGGAAAGUACUCGAAAUAACAAAACAAAUAUGUGUUAAUUAGUAAUUCGUUGCGUUUACAUGUAUCUUGGUGUAGAGGACAAUGCUAAUUUAAAAGAUGUUAUUUUCCAUUAGUUUAUUUACUUGUUUCUAUGUUUCAUGUAUGAGUAUGUGUGAUUGUAUCCUAUAUCGAUAAGUCUGCAUUAUUGCAACCUCGCUACAUUUCAACAAAAGUAUUGUUUGUUUUACAGACGUUUAGGAAAACGAUAUAUUUUAGAUUGUUCGUUCAUUUUUAUUUCACCACUGAGAACGAAGUGUCUGCGGUGAUUAACUGGAAUCGCUAGUUGGUCGGUUGGUUGAUCGGUUGGUUUGUAAUAUGUGAAUUUUGUAUCGCAAAUAUAUAGUAUGUAUGCUAUGUGCAACAUGUAAUGUUAGUUGUAGAUUUAUUUUCCCUUCAAUUUAGGUAAAUUUAGGAUACUUGUAUCAUUGUACAUAGGCAUUUUUUCAUCGAAAAUGUGCCUCUCUGUUUUCUGUUAAUCAACAUGAUAUUGUUUUCCAUACUAUGAAAAACUGUAAGACGUUAUUUUUGCUUACGAUAGUCGUUGCAGAGUUUUUUCCCUUUCACUUUAACACAUGUUUUAAUACUUGCACUAUUUUGCACAUAUAGACUUUGUAGCGCGAAGUUCUCUCUCAGUUUUCAACAUAUAACCAUAUACCUUAUUGAUAUGUUGUUUUACUGUGUUUAGUGUCAAACGUUAUUUUUGUGUAUAUCACUAUUUUAUUCUCAGAGGUCGUUGCCCGCGAAAUAACGCAACAUUAGGAUGCACAACGAAAGUUAAUUAGAAUGUUAUUUUACAUUAUGUUAUGCGCACUUGAAUUGUGACACAUUGUGGAUACUUACAUUAUUGUACAACAGAAACUGUGUUUCAAACCUUUUUCUGUGUAUCACAACGACACUUAACAGGAUUGAUGUUUAUACGUAUUCAUGUGCAGCACGAGCUUCUUGAAAAGUGAACCCUAUAUGGUCGUUCAUAUUAUUUGUGCGUAUUUUUGUUAUUUAACAUUUUAUUUAGCUAUACAUUAAACGAAUCAGCUGAUUAUUCAAAAGGCUUACGUCUUUAUAUUUUAAAACGUAUUGGUAUUGAACUUAGAAUAUGCAAUUACAUAUUAUUCACAACACAUGCUUUACAGCUUAUUAUGUUUUAAUGUAUUGUAUUGAAUGAUACUUUGUAUGUUUAGUCUACGCAUGUUCAUCUGCAGAAAAAAGCCAUAGUGCAUAUGCUCGUCUUGAAAAACAAUGAAAUAACACACUUUUUUAACAAAACAGGAUUAUUAUUAAGUGAAAUAUGAGCUUUAAAAUGCGUCGUGUGCUAUGUCUUUUUAUAGUUGAUAAGUUCAGUUGUAUGUCUAGACAUGCUUGAACAUUUCUUGAAAAAUAUUAUCUGUUAACAGAUCUCUCCUUGCAAAAAAACGCAUACAGGUCUGCACAUCAAUGAUUUAACUUGAAUACUAUUAAAUGGGUACGAUUUAUCACAAUAGUUUUGUAUUGCGUUUUUUUUUCGAAUCAAGGAUUUCCGUUCUGUUGUUCUGAUUAUGGUCAAGAGGAGGAUGGUCAUGUAUUUCGAAAUAAUUCACUUAUUACUACGUGAUUUGACUUGUAUCAUAUAUUUAAUUUAGUUUUUGAGACGGAACGGAAUGGGAUAGGUAUGUGUCUCGUUAAACCGGAUUAAAACUACAACCGUUUAAUAUUAACCGUUUCCAAGCCGUUUUAAAACGAAUUUCUCUCCUGCUGAUGUAACUGGAGUGUCACCUUAAGCUUUGAACAUACACAUUCGGUUCUUUUAUAUGAUGUUGUGUUUCUGUUUGAGUGAGGCACAUUGAUUUAGAAGUCGUGGAUAUGUUUCAAAUCCCAAAACAUGGAAAGUCGUAUAUUUACGGACGAAAACCGCAUGUUACCCUGAAAAUUGCGAUUACUACUUAGAUACCAUCGUUUGUCGAAUGAAUCAAGCACUUGCUAUUUAUAAUAAAUACCUAAUUUUAGUAUUUAUAAAUCCAUAUUUUACUAUGGCCCAUUGACUUUGUUGAACGCAACUUGAAUAUCGGAAUAAAUAUAGUUAAAAUAUAUGUUUUUAUAUUUCAUAUUGAAUAACGGAAUAGAGUAUUGAGAUGAAAUAACAAGUAAAUUAUGCAAGACUAUCAUUUGAUUCUUAAUUGUUAAUUAUAAUAAAGUGGUUUACGCAUCCAAUCAAAAAAUACAGCGCUGCAUAUAUCGCAUGCGUUAGUAUAUAAAGCGCCUCAUAUAUCGCACAAGUAUAUAAACGAAAAGGAACAGAACGAUGCCAUCAAAAUGUUAUGCAUAACAUCAUUUGCAUUCUAGAAUGUGUAUCACUAUAUACUUAUAUGAGAUUGAACACAUAUUUCAAUAUAAAUUAUAUAAAUGAAUAUUUUGUUUAGUUUGCAUUGAAUAUGAUUGUAUUCACAGGGAUUCUAAAGCAUGUUGUUUAACCGAAGUACCGGUCCUGGAGUUUCACUUCUUUAUAUUACUUUAUAUUGUUAACACACACAUAUAUAUAUUACUAUAUUUUCUUGUUUUACUUUAUAUUGUGUGUAUCAGAGGCAGUAGGUAAUUCCGAACUUGAAUGAAAAUGUAUUCAAAUAAAUGAAGUAAACUAUCAGAUGUUAUAGAUUAAAUGCACUUGUUCAUUUU
Molecule: messenger RNA, 7287 nt
Organism: Dreissena polymorpha
Lineage: Eukaryota; Metazoa; Mollusca; Bivalvia; Myida; Dreissenidae
Exons: 25
Coding region: 283-4347 (1354 amino acids)
Biological process (GO): protein phosphorylation
Cellular component (GO): plasma membrane
Molecular function (GO): protein kinase activity; ATP binding
Source: RefSeq, a predicted model, not a curated record